Ziziphus jujuba (common jujube) is the source of this 795-nucleotide messenger RNA. RefSeq lists its product as uncharacterized. Lineage: Eukaryota; Viridiplantae; Streptophyta; Magnoliopsida; Rosales; Rhamnaceae. The record is from RefSeq and is a predicted model, not a curated record. The transcript is spliced from 2 exons. Bases 1 to 795 code for a protein of 264 amino acids.
AUGGGUGGUGCCACUGGAAACUCACCGGAAAGUCAAUUUUCUGACGAGCCACCGUGGUCACCGGAAUCCGCCACCGCCGAAGACAAAAUAGCAUCCGUUAAUCCUCUAGCUACAAUUUUGAAUCAAAAACCAUUGGAUAGAAAUAACUAUGACUUAUGGAAAACCAAUACCUACAUUGGCCUUGAUUUUGAGAGAAUAAAGUUCAUUACAACAACUCCAAAACCCCAGGAGCCCGCUACUAAUGCUUCAGAGGAAACUAAGAAGCAAUUUGCAGAUUGGCAAUGGGCGAAUACAAAAACUCACUGUUAUAUUCUUGCCAACAUUGCAGAACAUUUGCAGAAGCAACUUGAUAGUCUCGAGUGUGUAUCAGAAAUGAUUCAGACUCUAGAUGGGAUGUAUGCUAAAAGUAGCAGUACUGCUAGACAAGCAACUAUAGGGGCACUAAUGAACACUCGUAUGACUGGAGGAAGUGUGUGGGACCAUUGUCUAAAGAUGAUGGCGCAUAUCAGUACUGCAGAAGUGAUGGGGGCUAAGCUAGAACAAGAGAUGAAGAUAGACAUGAUCUUGGAAUCUCUACCGGAUAGCUUUAGUCAGUUCAAAAUGAACUAUAAUAUGAACAAACUAAAGCUUACUCCUGUUGAACUAAUGCACGAGCUUGAGAGUACUGAAAGGUCUCUUGGGAAGCAAGGAAGUGCCUAUCAUGCUGAAAGUUCCUCAAAAUCUAAAAGAAACCUAAGGGUGGAAAGAAGAACAAGAAGCAGAAGAGAACAGGUCCAGCUACCAAACCAGCUGUAA